Messenger RNA from Cucurbita maxima (winter squash), 2418 nucleotides. Its product is annotated as CDPK-related kinase 6-like. NCBI's taxonomy places the organism in Eukaryota, Viridiplantae, Streptophyta, Magnoliopsida, Cucurbitales, Cucurbitaceae. The transcript has 10 exons. Gene Ontology annotation, molecular function: calcium-dependent protein serine/threonine kinase activity; ATP binding; calmodulin binding. The record is from RefSeq and is a predicted model, not a curated record. Gene Ontology annotation, cellular component: nucleus; cytoplasm. Gene Ontology annotation, biological process: intracellular signal transduction; protein autophosphorylation; peptidyl-serine phosphorylation. Bases 328 to 2052 code for a protein of 574 amino acids.
AACAUGUCGACUCUUAUUUUUCAAAUUCUAUUUUUUUUAAAUUCUUGGUCACCUAAAUUGACAAAAUCAUAUGCCACGUGUCAGCACCCUAUUCAUCAGCCUCAUCGUUAAAUUAAAUCAAACGAACGGUGUGUCCGUUCCUACUUCCAAUUUACCUUCCUCCGACGACUUUACAACCUCCAUUUUCAACGCCCACCUUCUCUCCGACGACUCUUUCUUCUUCUUUCUCUUCUCAGAGGUCUCGGAUUCAGAACUAAAUCUCCACAGAUUGCCAUUUAUGAUAAACCAUUCUCCGAUUAACGUCAUCCUUCCAGCUUAACUUUUCCCAUGGGACACCACUGUAGUAAAAGCGUUUCUGAUGUCAGUCACCACGCUGCAAUUUCCGGUGGCAGCCGUCCGAGUUCUUCGCCCAUACCCGAAGAUACCCGGCACUCCAACUCUGUCUCUGCAACAGCGAGCCCAUUUUCUAGUCCUCUGCCUUCUCGAAUAGCGCCGUCGCCAGCCAGAACUAGGAGGAAAUUCCGAUGGCCUCUACCGCCUCCUUCGCCAGCCAAGCCCAUCAUGGCCAUUCUACGGCAGAAAUCGCGCAAGGCUUCGAUACCAGAGGAAAACCAAAUUGGGGAAGAGGGGUUGGGAGAGGUUCAGUUGGAUAAAAGCUUUGGGUACUCGACGAACUUUGGAGCGAAGUUCGAGCUUGGGAGGGAGGUGGGGAGGGGUCAUUUUGGACAUACUUUCUGGGCUAAGGGUAAAAAGGGCGACCUCAAAGGAAAGCCUGUGGCCGUCAAAAUCAUCUCUAAAACUAAGAUGACAUCCACCGUUGGAAUCGAAGAUGUUCGCCGGGAGGAAAAGAUACUGAAAGCAUUGUCCGGGCACAAGAAUCUGGUCCAUUUCCACGGAGCAUUUGAAGAUGCCAAUAACAUUUACAUAGUUAUGGAAUUGUGUGAAGGCGGAGAACUGCUAGAAAGAAUAGUGUCAAGAGGAGGAAGAUAUCAAGAACAAGAAUCGAAAACGAUCAUUGUGCAGAUACUCUGUGUUGUUGCAUUUUGUCAUCUACAAGGGAUAGUGCACCGUGACUUGAAGCCAGAGAAUUUCCUUUUUAUGAAGAAAGAUGAGAACACAGGGCUCAAACUCAUUGAUUUUGGUCUCUCUGACUUCGUCAAGCCAGAUGAACGUCUGAACGAUGUCGUCGGCAGUGCAUACUAUGUUGCUCCUGAAGUACUCUACAGAUCCUACAGUUUUGAAGCAGACAUGUGGAGUAUUGGUGUCAUAGCAUAUAUACUGUUGUGUGGGAGCAGACCUUUCUGGGCAAGAACUGAAUCAGGAAUCUUCCGCUCUGUGCUAAGAGCCGAUCCUAACUUCGAUGAUUCCCCUUGGCCAACCAUCUCUCCAGAAGCUAAAGAUUUUGUGAAACGCCUUCUGAAUAAAGACCAUAGAAAAAGAAUGACAGCAGCGCAAGCUUUAACACACCCGUGGUUACGAGAUGAAGAUCUUGCCGUGCCUUUGGAUAACUUCAUAUACAAGUCAGUUAAGGCAUAUCUCCGUGCAACUCCUUUCAAGCGUGCAGCAUUGAAGGCACUUGCAAAAGCUUUGACAGAAGAUGAACUUUUCUACCUCAGGACCCAAUUCAAGCUUUUGGAGCCACAAAAUGGAUUUGUAACCAUUGAUAACUAUAAAGCGGCUCUUGUGAGAAAUGUAACUGAUGCAAUGAGAGAAUCCAAUGUUGCUGACAUUCUGAAGAUGAUGGAACCUCUCGCUAACAAAAGAAUGGGCUUUGAGGAGUUCUGCGCAGCUGCAAUCAGUGUAUAUCAGCUGGAGGCUGUUGCAGGAUGGGAAAGCAUCGCCACCCGAGCUUUCGAGUAUUUCGAGCAGGAAGGAAAUCGAGUCAUUUCCGUACAUGAGUUAGUUCAGGUAAGAAACAAUUCGACGCUUGGAAUUACUACAUUUUACACAACUAACAACAGUGAAUUGAAGUGCAAGUUUAAAAUGUGUUCAGGAAAUGAAUCUGGGUCCUAUAGCUCAUUCUUUUCUCCAGAAUUGGACAAGAAGUUCUGAUGGGAAACUCAGUUUUUUCGGAUAUACAAAAUUUCUGCAUGGUGUUACAAUCCGCUACUCUAAUACAAGACAUUAACACACAGAAGAAGCAGAUAGUUCAAUAGCUGUACACUUGAUUCAUUUUUUCUCCUCAUUGUAUUAUCAAUUUGAUUCCUAGCAGCUUCAAAACACUGAAUAAAAGAGGGCCAUGCGAUUGAGAAACAUAAAAAGAAAUGCGGCUGUACCAUGUAUUGCAUUCUUUCCCAUUUCACCGCCCAGUUCUUUGUAAUCCUUCCUACAUGUAAAAACAAGGCAGAGAUCAGAAUACAGAUUUUACUGAGACUUGCCAAACUGAUAUGCUAUAUUAUGUUCUUUCAUUCUCCCAAA